AUGUCCGUGGAUUCAAGCGCCGAAACACAAGCAAUUGCAUUCUUCCAGGCGACAUUUCUGAACAACUACUGCCAGCUUUCAAUUACUACACUGAUUAUCUAUGAACACCUAAUCACUGCGGCGGGAGAAGUCCGACUACUGCGCGAGCGCAAAUUCUCAAGCUCUGGCCUCAUAUUCCUUUUCAAUCGUUAUACCCUGCUUGCUUUUGGCAUAAUCAAUGCCGUCUAUGUCUAUCCCUGGGACACCCCUAUCAGCUGCGAGGCGAUGAGUAUGCUGUAUGAUAUUCUCCAGAUCAUCCUGUAUGCGGUUGCUGCAGCCUUUUCCGCGCUACGAGUAUAUGCCAUUAAUGACCGUGACUGGUUAUCAGCAACGUUGACCUUGAUACUUGGCCUGCCACCCGUGGCGGUGAACAAUUUUUAUACCGCCAUUGCUUCAUACGACACCGUUAGUUGGAUUGUCGGCAACCCGGAGUGCAAUGGAGGCAACGACUUGUCACAAAGCACCGAAAACAAGCUGAUCAAAUGUUCAGUGACGAUAGCAACGCGCACCUGCGCGACGGCAUCCGAGCUCAUCGUGCUCAUCACAGUCGAGGAGAAAUCGCUGGAGGUUGUCGUUGGUAACGUUGAUACUCAGAGAUGUUGUCUCUUGGCGCUCAACAUAAUACAAAUGGCUCUUGAGCUAAGCGAAGGCGUAGGUUGCAAGUUCCCGUAUUUUGGUGUUGCCAGCGAGUUCAUUGCAAUACCGUCUUUCGUUCAUUCAAGCCAGGAUACGCCCUCGUUACACUUCGUGGACAGUAUGGGAGCAUCGCUGACUGACGAUUCCCUAUACAUGUCUACGACAGAAGACCUGCCCCUGCAGCCUGUUGGGCAGUCCACCGCUGGCGAACUCGAGAUGGGUGCUCUCAUACCUGAUGACAGACAACACGCCUCACAUGCUGGUGGAGGGGAUUAA
Messenger RNA from Postia placenta MAD-698-R-SB12, 951 nucleotides. RefSeq lists its product as hypothetical. The transcript has 12 exons. The record is from RefSeq and is a predicted model, not a curated record. Bases 1 to 951 code for a protein of 316 amino acids. NCBI's taxonomy places the organism in Eukaryota, Fungi, Basidiomycota, Agaricomycetes, Polyporales, Adustoporiaceae.